This is a messenger RNA of Drosophila erecta, 1014 nucleotides long. RefSeq names its product heat shock protein 22. The record is from RefSeq and is a predicted model, not a curated record. Lineage: Eukaryota; Metazoa; Arthropoda; Insecta; Diptera; Drosophilidae. The coding region runs from base 290 to 811 and encodes 173 amino acids. The transcript has a single exon. Gene Ontology annotation, biological process: protein refolding; response to heat. Gene Ontology annotation, molecular function: protein folding chaperone.
AAAUAGCCACCAGUUGGGCACCGCGCUCUCAGUUCAAAAAAAACAAACCAACAGCAAACAACUCGAAAAAAGUCAAAUAAACUCAAAUUUCGCCAGCUAAGAGGAAAAUUUCAAAGUUAAAUAAGAGUUCAAGCUUAGGACGACAAGAUUAUAAAAAUAUUUAAAAUAGCCAAGAAACUAUAUAUAAUAUUUUAAAGAUAACAAUUAGCUGGAAUUUCAUCAGAUUUAUCAAAUUGCCAUAAGCAGUCUAAAGACUUAGCAAAUCAAGUUACCAAGCAUAUCAAAUAUAAUGCGUUCCUUACCGAUGUUCUGGAGAAUGGCCGAGGAGAUGGCCCGCAUGCCACGCCUCUCGUCGCCCUUCCAAGCCUUCAUCCACGAGCCGCCCGUUUGGAGUGUGGCGCUUCCGAGGAACUGGCAGCAGAUUGCCCGCUGGCAGGAGCAGGAGUUCGCCCCGCCGGCCACCGUUAACAAGGAUGGCUACAAACUCACCCUGGACGUCAAGGACUACAGCGAGCUGAAGGUCAAGGUGCUGGACGAGAGCGUUGUCCUGGUGGAGGGAAAAUCGGAGCAGCAGGAAGCUGAACAAGGUGGCUAUAGCUCCAGGCACUUCCUUCGACGUUUCGUCCUGCCGGAAGGAUACGAGGCGGACAAGGUGACUUCGACUUUGAGCAGCGACGGCGUCCUCACCAUCAGUGUGCCCAAUCCUCCAGCCGUGCAGGAGACACUCAAGGAGCGAGAGGUGACCAUCGAGCAAACUGGCGAGCCGGCAAAGAAGUCCGCCGAGGAGGCCAGUAACAAAGCCAGUCAGUAGGGAUAAGACGAAAUUAUACUAAACCUGAUCAAAUGCUAGUGAACCCCUAUGUUUAGAUAUUCCAACACCUUUCAAAUUUAAGUUCCUGUUAAAUUAACAAGCUAAUUUUAAAACAAUUGUGAUUCGGUAGCCCGCAAGCCCUACAUUGUUAAUUAUGUUUGCAGAAGAAAAUAAAUAUUUGAAACAUAGAUGAUCUAAAGAUA